This is a messenger RNA of Pelobates fuscus (common spadefoot toad), 844 nucleotides long. RefSeq names its product ribosomal protein L6 (gene RPL6). The record is from RefSeq and is a predicted model, not a curated record. The transcript is spliced from 6 exons. Gene Ontology annotation, cellular component: ribosome; cytosolic large ribosomal subunit. NCBI's taxonomy places the organism in Eukaryota, Metazoa, Chordata, Amphibia, Anura, Pelobatidae. Gene Ontology annotation, molecular function: structural constituent of ribosome; RNA binding. The coding region runs from base 25 to 804 and encodes 259 amino acids. Gene Ontology annotation, biological process: cytoplasmic translation; ribosomal large subunit assembly.
UUUUAUUGUCCUGGGUAACUGUAGAUGGCAGGAGAGGAGGCUGUGAAGAAAGUCAACAGGCACCAUGCCAGCCGAAAUCCGGUGCUGGUACGCGGAAUUGGGAAGUAUUCCCGUUCUGUCAUGUAUGCCAGGAAAGCCCUCUACAAGCGCAAGUACAAGGCCCCAGAAACAAAGAUUGAAAAGAAGAAAAAGGAGAAGGCUCCAGCCACUGUAAAAAAGACAGUUGGAGGUGAUAAGAAUGGUGGCACACGUGUGACCAAGCUCCGCAAAAUGCCCCGUUACUAUCCAACUGAAGAUGUUCCACGCAAACUUCUGAGCCACGGAAAGAAACCUUUCAGUAAGCACAAGCGCAAUCUGCGCUCUUCAAUUACUCCUGGGACUGUGCUUAUCCUUCUAAACGGACGUCACCGAGGAAAGCGUGUGGUCUUCCUGAAGCAGCUUCAAUCUGGCCUUUUGCUGGUAACAGGACCACUGGCUGUCAACAGAGUGCCUCUGCGUAGGGCUCACCAAAAGUUUGUAAUUGCCACUUCCACCAAAGUUGAUAUCUCAACUGUUAAGAUUCCAAAGCAUUUGAAUGAUACUUACUUCAAGAAGAAGAGGCUGCGCAGACCCAAGCACCAGGAGGGAGAGAUUUUUGACACAGAGAAGGAAAAAUAUGCAGUCACACAACAGCGCAAAGCAGAUCAGAAAUUCGUGGACUCCCAGCUCCUGCCAUUGGUCAAGAAAGAGCCCCAGCUGCGUGGAUACCUGCACUCAGUAUUUUUCUUGUCAAAUGGAAUGUACCCUCACAAACUGGUCUUCUAAUCAGAUUCACAAAGACCUAUUAAAAUAUUGUAAAACUGUA